AGGGGUUCAAGGAGGGGAGGCAAUUCAACUACCCGAAGAACAACAUUAGCUACACCACGAACAUUCGGUGGUCACCUAACAACUAACACCGAGGUCGACGCUGAACAAUCUGGCCCUGCAAAUCAAGUAGGCUUAAAUAUUGGCGCACCAGAAUUUAUCCCAGGCCAACCGAUACCUGAAAACAACAACAGCUCCGCUAACAAGAAGCAAUCUAAGAGCACUGCUUCUCGAAAAGCCCCCAAGUCUACUGCCGAUGACCUUUCUACGAGAAUCCACGAGGAUAUAAAAAACGGCCAGUACGAAUGCGUGAUAUGCACUAACGAGGUUCUCCCGAAUUCGAACAUCUGGUCUUGCGCUAUUUGUUGGACUGUAGCUCAUUUGGCCUGCGUUAAGAAAUGGUUCGCCAAUAGGGCAAAAACCGACGACGAAGAGCAAAUCAUCUGGAGGUGUCCUGGGUGCAACUCUACCCUGGACAAGCUGCCUGAGUAUCAUUGUUGGUGUGGUAAAGAGCCUAAUCCUAAGUCGAUACCUGGGCUCAAUCCUCAUAGUUGUGGGCAGCCCUGCUUGAAAAGUAGGAAAGGUUGCCUGCAUCUCUGCAAUCUCCCGUGUCAUGCUGGACCCUGUCCGCCGUGCUUAGCUAUGGGACCAACUCAGCCGUGCCGAUGCGGCAGGCAUACGUCUACGAAACUAUGUAGCGACACGGAUUACGAGAACCCUUGGAAUUGUCACGAGAUCUGCGGGGAGCCUCUCGCCUGCGGAGAGCACGUGUGUCAACAGGAAUGCCACUCGGAUUUCUGCGGCGAUUGCGCGAUUCCCGUGCUUUCUCUCUGCUUCUGCGGCCGAGAAUCGAAGGAGGUCCCUUGCAUUCAACGUAUCGACAAACGACCGUCAUACAACUAUGGACAACUCAAAGAUAGCCCUUUGAAGAAUAACGACUUAUCUGACGGUUGGUACUUGGGCUGUUUUAAGUGCGAUUCCAUUUGUGACAGAGCAUUCGACUGCGGAAAGCACCAUUGCGAAAAGGGCUGUCAUCCUCAGGACGUGACUGAAGCACAUUGCCCACUGUCUCCUGAUACGGUCACCCACUGCCCGUGCGGUACAACACUACUAGCAGACUUUAUGAAACAGCCUAGGAAGAAUUGCGAAGAUCCGAUUCCUAGCUGCGGGAAAAAAUGCAACAAGCCACUAUCGUGUGAUCAUCGCUGCGAGGAUGCAUGCCACACAGGUCCCUGCAGACCGUGUACGCAGAGGAUAGAGAUUACUUGCAAAUGCGGCCGAACGACGACGAAAUCUGUCUGCCAUCAAGGGAAUCUCGAAAAACCUGAAUGCAUGAGAAUCUGCCACGUGCAGCUGAACUGCGGGAGACACGAGCAUAGCGAGCGUUGCUGCCCCGCAGAAAAGCAAGCGGCGGAGCGAGUGGCAUUGAGGAAGAAAAGCAGCAGACACGGCGGCCACGCAAACGAGGAAUUCGAACCGGAACAUAUCUGUCUUCGCGCUUGUGGACGAUUGCUAAAAUGCGGCAAACAUCAUUGUGAGCAGUUAUGCCAUAAAGGAGCGUGCGGUUCUUGCCCUGAAGCUAUAUUUGAAGAGAUCAAAUGUCAUUGUGGUCGAACCGUCCUCCAGCCGCCACUCCCCUGCGGUACUCAGCCUCCACCAUGCCGAUUCGACUGCACUAGGCCUCGACCAUGUGGGCACCCCCAGGUAUCCCAUAACUGCCACCUUGAUGAAGAACCAUGUCCAAAGUGCCCAUUUCUCGUCGAGAAGUUUUGCGUCUGUGGGAAGAAAGCCCUCAAAAACCAACCUUGCUGGUUUGAAGAGCCACGUUGUGGUUUACCAUGUGGUCGAAAACUCAAGUGCGGUGCUCACACAUGUGAAAAGACAUGUCAUCGUCUAGGUGAAUGCGAAGAUGCCUCUAUUGCAGGAUCGCGAUGUGGCCAACCUUGCGGGAAGAUUCGGACGUGCGGCCAUUCCGAUGUCGAGCAGUGCCAUGCUCCAUACCCAUGCAAGGAGGACAAACCAUGCCAGGCAAAGACAUUCAUCACUUGCGAAUGUCAACGUAGGAAGCAAGAAGUGAAGUGCAUGGGAACUAAGAAGAACCCAUCGCCCGAUCGUGGAACACUUACAUGCGAUGAUGAGUGUCUCCGAUUGAAGCGAAAUGCUCUCUUAGCAGACGCGCUUAACAUCGAUCCGCAAACUCACACCGAUGACCAUGUCCCUUAUUCCGAGACCACCCUUAAUUUCUAUAGGGAAUACCCCCAAUUCGCGCAGACGUACGAACGAGAAUUUCGAGUGUUUGCCACCGAUCCGGAGCAAAAGUUGCUUAGACUCAAGCCAAUGAAGUCACAUCAACGAGCCUUUAUCCAUUCGCUAGCCGAAGAUUUCGGGUUCGAUAGCCAAAGCGCGGAUCCAGAACCUCAUCGACACGUCUGUCUCUUCAAGACUCCCCGAUUUGUAUCAGCCCCAAUGAAGACGGUGGCGCAAUGCUUGAAGAGUAGGCCUUCACAACCAACUCCAUCUGCACAGUCGACAUCAAGUGGAGAGAGCCUUCUAGGUAAGCAGCCCUUUAACGCGCUACUUCUAUCCGCGCCAAAGUUCGGGUUAACUAUCGAAGAGUUGGACUCUGCCCUUAAGAAACAGUACGCUGCCUUUCCGAAUAUCAAGUUCGAGACGGCUUUUCUACCCGACUCGAUUAUCAUCAAGGGAUCUGGGUCAUGGCGACCACAAGAUCUCGAGUCUACUAUGUCAGCACUUAAACCUGACAUACUACAUACAGUCACAAGCCUAGGAUACGCCGAGGGCGUUACUCUCUGUCAAGUUGAUAACAACUUGAAGGUGUUACGAAACGAGAAGGAAGCGAAGCAGAGUCGAGGCACUGACGAUAAGGGCUGGAGUGCCGUUAUUCGCCGUUCUUCUCGCCCCAACCCUAGUGCCACCCCGGCUUCCAAGCCACUAGCAGUGCGCAACACGUUCAUCGCCCUGAAGAAGAAGACACCGAAGAAAGAGGAGAAGAAACCUGUGGAGGAGGAAGUUGAAGAUUGGGAAGAGGCGGCGGAGAAGUUGGGCGACGACUAGUAAGAACUUUACCACUCUACUUAUUCUAAGGCAUAGCCGAGGCGUUUUGCGUAGCACGGCAUGUUGCAUAUGAUUCAAGGGAAGGCCACGGUUGACGGUCAUGAUUAAUUGCUUUGCUUUGCUUGUGCUGGAAGGUGACGGAGGGGAGUGUUCGACUACGAGCGGUCGAACGGUAUUGCAUCAGAUCCUCAAUGGACUGCAAUUUUUUGGUAAAUAGGGAAAUCCUAUAGUAACACGUUGACUUUCAAAUCA
This is a messenger RNA of Annulohypoxylon truncatum, 3324 nucleotides long. RefSeq lists its product as uncharacterized. Lineage: Eukaryota; Fungi; Ascomycota; Sordariomycetes; Xylariales; Hypoxylaceae. The record is from RefSeq and is a predicted model, not a curated record. Gene Ontology annotation, molecular function: DNA-binding transcription factor activity, RNA polymerase II-specific; zinc ion binding; RNA polymerase II transcription regulatory region sequence-specific DNA binding. The transcript has a single exon. Gene Ontology annotation, cellular component: nucleus. Bases 640 to 3072 code for a protein of 810 amino acids. Gene Ontology annotation, biological process: negative regulation of transcription by RNA polymerase II.